Molecule: messenger RNA, 1529 nt
Organism: Melanotaenia boesemani (Boeseman's rainbowfish)
Lineage: Eukaryota; Metazoa; Chordata; Actinopteri; Atheriniformes; Melanotaeniidae
Gene: ndufs8b
Product: NADH:ubiquinone oxidoreductase core subunit S8b
Exons: 7
Coding region: 506-1144 (212 amino acids)
Biological process (GO): mitochondrial respiratory chain complex I assembly; mitochondrial electron transport, NADH to ubiquinone
Cellular component (GO): membrane
Molecular function (GO): 4 iron, 4 sulfur cluster binding; NADH dehydrogenase activity
Source: RefSeq, a predicted model, not a curated record
UUUUGAAGUGCAAACCAUAAAUAACUGCAGAAGUGAUACUCAAUUAUGAUUCACCAAACCUGACACAUAAAUGAUAAAUGCUGAAUGAGGCGGUUUAUGUCAUUUUAAGUGCCUCAUCUUGUCUUGGCAAAUAGCUUUGCUACGAUUGACCCUAUUAGGGAAAUUCUGCAGUCACAAAACCAAAGGUAAUGUACAUGAAGUGGUAACUGUCAAAUGGUGUAGUGCUGCAGUGGCGUUGAGAAGUCUCAGCUGCGAAUGUAUGGGAAAUUACCGAGAGCCUUGAAUGUAGCAUGAGUACAACUGCGCAGUUCAGGGACUGCUGCUUGCCUGCGCUUCAUCGAAAACUUGUGCCAGAGCUCCAGAUUAAAGGACGGCUGUGCUCCACCGGCUGUUUCUCUGGCUGCGGUCCCGUCCUCUUUCCAGGGCAGAGCUACACUGUGUUGGAAAAUAAGUACAUUUGUUUGUCUUUUCUGUCUGAACUAUCUCUGUACACUCCUUUGCUCAGAUGUCUACUGCACUGAGUCUGCGUCUUCUAAACUGCUACUCAAAGCAAGGCACAUUUGGAUCCAUCCCUGGUGCUGUGCGCACAUUCAGUAUCAGUAUGCAGAGAGAGGGCUAUAAGUAUGUAAAUGCUCAGGAGCUUCCAACUGACUUGAGAUCCAUCACUGAUCGGGCUGCUACAACCCUCCUUUGGACUGAGCUCUUCAGAGGUUUGGCCAUGACUAUGAGCUACCUGUUCCGUGAACCUGCCACCAUCAACUACCCAUUUGAGAAGGGACCUCUGUCACCACGCUUUCGUGGAGAGCACGCCCUCCGCCGCUAUCCGAAUGGAGAGGAACGCUGCAUUGCCUGUAAACUAUGUGAGGCUAUCUGCCCUGCUCAGGCCAUUACUAUUGAGGCAGAGACUCGAGCUGAUGGCAGCAGGAGAACCACUCGCUAUGACAUUGAUAUGACCAAGUGCAUUUACUGUGGUUUCUGCCAGGAAGCUUGUCCUGUUGAUGCCAUUGUUGAGGGCCCAAACUUUGAGUUCUCCACAGAAACCCAUGAGGAGCUCCUCUAUAACAAGGAAAAGCUGCUCAACAAUGGAGACAGAUGGGAGGCAGAGAUAGCAGCCAACAUACAAGCAGACUAUCUUUACAGAUAGAUUUUCAAAUUUAUCUGCUCCCCGUAAAGAUGCUCAUAAAUAACACAUCUUGUCAUGUUUAUAUGCAUUAAACAGAUUGCUUUAUGUAGUUUUACAGUGAAAAAAGCAAUGAGUUAAUAAGCAGGGAAGCCUUGCAGCCUCAUGUUCUGCUGACAGAACUCAGGGCAAAUAUAAACACGCACAAACUGUAUGUCUUAUGUUGUAAAGGCAGGUGAUAUGAAAGUUUUUGAAGGCGAAUUUGCACAGUCUAUACGCACAGUCUGUUAGACACCAUUUAUGACACAUUAAGGACAUUUUAUCUGACUGUAUGGGUUGAAUGUUUAUGAAAGAGUGUAAUGUUUCUGUGUAUCAUCAGUAUACUGAAAUAAAGCUUAUUUUAGCACUA